Molecule: messenger RNA, 1149 nt
Organism: Pisolithus orientalis
Lineage: Eukaryota; Fungi; Basidiomycota; Agaricomycetes; Boletales; Pisolithaceae
Exons: 8
Coding region: 1-1149 (382 amino acids)
Source: RefSeq, a predicted model, not a curated record
AUGGCGCCGAGAUCUCUUCGUUCCUGGUGGCAUUCGCUGCGGCGUUCUCAACCUACGAGUCACGAUGCUAGUAUAUUACUCCCCACUGAAGCUGCUCCUUCAGUUUCCCUGCAUGCAGUCGUCCCCACACAGGCUUCAGGCGAUUGCUUAGAUCCUGCAGAGGCCAAAAAGCAGAUUGAUCACAUCCCUUCUCAAACCCCGAGUGGCAAUGCUGUCGCCCCUACACGGGCUUCAAACUAUCGCUUAGAUCCUACUGAGGCCAAAGAGCAGAUUGAUCGCAUCCCUCGUUUUCGCAUUCUUGUCAUGGGCAGAGCAAAUGCGGGUAAAACAACUAUUUUACAGCGGGUCUGUAACACUAUGGACCAACCUGAGAUCUUCGACGGAGAGGGAAAGAAGGUUGAUACUGGGGUGGUGCAGGGUUCACUGAAGCGUGGUUACCAUAACAUUGAGGAUGAGCUAGUGUUUAAAAGUAACAUGCACUUUGUGUUCCAUGACUCAUGUGGAUUCGAGGCGGGGAGCGAGGCGGAGUUUGAUAGAAUGAAGAAAUUCGUCACAUAUCAUGCCAAGGCCACCAAACUGGAGAGGAGAAUACAUGCAAUUUGGUAUUGCAUUCCUUUGAAUGAAAGCUGUAGGAUGGUAACAGCAGCUGAAAAGAAGUUCUUUAAUGAGUGUGAUUCAGGGCACGUUCCUGUGAUUGUGUUACUAACAAAGGCAGAUACCUUAAACCUUGAUGCAAUUGAUGAGCUUAUGGAAAGGGGUUUUACUGAAGAUGAUGCAAUGAAAGAGGCACCAGAGGUAGAAAAACAGCUGCAAAAGGGCUGUCUGGAAAAGAUCAAAGGGUGGCUGAAUGAAAUGAAGUUUCCACCUCAAAGCUACCUGAUGGUCACUGGCAUGGAACAGGAGAGUGCAGAUUGUGAAGAGCUAUUGAAGUGCACAGCAAAUGCUUUGACAGAGGAAGGGCUGCAAGGACUACUUAUGUCAUCACAGCAGUCAAACUUGGGACUCUGCAUUGAAUUUGCCAUAAUGAAGACAUUGAAGAGGGUCAUGAACCAGGUGGUUGAACAGGUUGAACUGGACAAGUUAGCAAAUGACCUUUCAACAUGGUUCCCAUUUGUAAGCAACCAGAGUGUUGGAGGAUUGGGUGGCUAA